Messenger RNA from Kogia breviceps (pygmy sperm whale), 742 nucleotides. It is a transcript of the gene UQCRQ, whose product is annotated as ubiquinol-cytochrome c reductase complex III subunit VII. NCBI's taxonomy places the organism in Eukaryota, Metazoa, Chordata, Mammalia, Artiodactyla, Physeteridae. The record is from RefSeq and is a predicted model, not a curated record. Gene Ontology annotation, biological process: mitochondrial electron transport, ubiquinol to cytochrome c.
ACCUCACUGCCUCCUAGAGCGUCGUCCGAUCCUACCGGAAGUGGCGGGCGGAGGCGGGUGGAUUCCGUGCUGCGGAGGGCGAGGUGACCUCGGCGCCUCCGCGACCAUGGGCCGCGAGUUUGGGCAUUUGAUGCGGAUGCGGCAUGUGAUCACCUACAGCUUGUCGCCCUUCGAGCAGCGCGCCUUCCCGCACUACUUCAGCAAGGGCAUCCCCAACAUGCUGCGCCGCACUCGGGCGUGCAUCCUUCGCGUCGCGCCGCCAUUCGUAGUGUUUUAUCUUGUCUACACAUGGGGAACACAGGAGUUCGAGAAAUCCAAGAGGAAGAAUCCAGCUGCCUAUGAAAAUGACAAAUGAGCAAUUCAUCUGGAUAAUAGUUCCUUGUCUCUGAAAGACCCUUCUCCGGGAGAGGAGUCUACAUUGUAGUGUCUUGAAGACAUAAUAAACUUAUUAUAGGCUGCACUGUUGUGAUUUUGCGUUUUGUGUGAGCAGAGUCCUUGGAUGUGACUGCUACUUUUCAAGUUCAUGAAUUCCCCUCCCCAGCAUGAGUCCUGAACUGUUUUGGCUAGUCUGAGUUUGGUGAAGGAUUGUAGCUCGCUCCUUGUUCUAUAACCUACAAGAAUGUAGCUGCAGCUACUCCUGUAGCUGAACAGUUGUGGAUGGCAUCGACUGUGGGUAAUGUUGACUCCCUGCCCAAUAUUUCCAUACUGACAAUAAAAUCUAGUAAUUACAGUGUGUCAGGUA